Molecule: messenger RNA, 2207 nt
Organism: Morone saxatilis (striped sea-bass)
Lineage: Eukaryota; Metazoa; Chordata; Actinopteri; Moronidae
Gene: mlh1
Product: mutL homolog 1, colon cancer, nonpolyposis type 2 (E. coli)
Exons: 17
Coding region: 149-2125 (658 amino acids)
Biological process (GO): mismatch repair
Cellular component (GO): MutLalpha complex
Molecular function (GO): ATP binding; mismatched DNA binding; ATP-dependent DNA damage sensor activity
Source: RefSeq, a predicted model, not a curated record
UCUGCUCCCAUGCGUGCUCCGUUUCGUGUACAACUUGUGAUGCUACAUUUUUAGCUUGAAAAUAAACACAUUUCAUCCACAUAUAUGAGUAUUCACGGACAUAAUCAGCUGUUUAACUAAGCGAAAGUAAGCGAGCAGCGCUGUAAACAUGGCGGGAGUCAUCCGGAGGCUCGACGAGACGGUUGUCAACCGAAUAGCAGCAGGAGAAGUUAUCCAGCGUCCUGCCAACGGCGUCAAAGAGCUGAUAGAAAACUGUUUGGAUGCCAAGUCCACCAACAUUCAGGUGACGGUGAAAGACGGCGGACUGAAGCUCCUUCAGAUUCAGGACAACGGCACCGGCAUCAGGAAAGAAGAUAUGGAAAUCGUUUGCGAGAGGUUUACCACCAGCAAACUCCAGACUUUUGAGGACCUCUCAGCUAUUGCAACCUAUGGAUUCAGAGGAGAGGCCCUUGCCAGUAUAAGCCAUGUUGCCCAUGUGACCAUAACGACUAAGACCGCUGAUGCCAAGUGCGCCUACAGAGCCAGCUACAGCGACGGGAAGCUGAAAGGCCCUCCCAAACCAUGUGCUGGCAACCAGGGAACGCAGAUUCUUGUGGAGGACCUCUUCUAUAAUGUGUCCACCAGGAGGAAGGCUUUAAAGAGCCCCAGUGACGAGUACUCCAGGAUCGUGGAGGUGGUCAGCAGGUACGCCAUACACAAUUCAGGAAAAAGUUUUUCUGUCAAAAAGCAAGGGGAGACUGUGGCAGAUGUGAGGACUCUACCCAACGCAUCUGUAGUGGAUAAUAUCCGAGGAGUUUUUGGCAAUGCAGUCAGCAGGGAGCUGAUCGAAGUUGGCUGUGAGGAUCAGAAGCUCGCGUACAAGAUGAAAGGCUACAUCUCGAACGCAAACUACUCCGUCAAGAAAUGCAUCUUGAUCCUCUUCAUCAACCAUCGUCUGGUGGAGUCAAGUGCUUUGAAGAAAGCAAUCGAGACGGUUUACGCUGCAUACCUCCCCAAGAACACACACCCUUUUCUUUACCUCAGCUUAGAGAUCGCUCCGCAGAAUGUAGACGUGAACGUCCAUCCCACGAAACACGAGGUUCAUUUCUUGCACGAAGACAGCGUCAUCGAGAGCAUUCAGAAGCACAUCGAGAGCAAACUUCUGGGCUCCAACUCGUCACGUACAUAUUUCACUCAGACGCUGCUGCCAGGGCUGUCUGUCUCAGGCGGAGCUGAGGUCAAGUCCUCCAGCACCGCAGCAGACUCCAGUGAGCGAGUCUACGCACAUCAGAUGGUGAGGACCGACUGUCGCUCACAGAAGCUGGACGCCUUCCUCCAGCCGAAAGAGAAGCCUCCUCCUGAUCCAGAACCAGCUGGUCCAAGCAUCGGGGAGGGUGAGACCGAGGCCGUCCAGCCGGACAUCGUGGAGAUGGAUGAUGCAGACAUGCUGGAGGCUCUGGAUGAGCGGGAGGAACAGGUGCCAAAAGGCGAUGAAGACGAUGCGAGUGGCGUUCAAAGAAAGCGACCCAGGAGAGAGCAGCAGCAGCAGCAGCAGCAGCAGCAGCAGCAGCAGCAGCAGCAGCAGCAGGAGGAACGAAGAGGAGGACCUGACAGCUUCCAGACGCCUGCUCCACUUUAUGAUCUGGCCAUGUUGGCUCUGGACUCUGAGGGGAGCGGCUGGACAGAAGAGGAUGGUCCUAAAGAAGGCCUGGCUCAGUACAUAGUGGACUUCCUGAAGAAGAAAACUGAGAUGCUGCAGGACUACUUCUCCAUGGAGAUAGACCAGGAAGGAAAUCUAACAGGGCUGCCGUUACUGCUGGACAAGUACACCCCUGUCAUGGAGGGUCUCCCCCUGUUCAUCCUGCGUCUGGCCACUGAGGUGAACUGGGACAAUGAAAAGGAGUGCUUCAGAGACUUCAGCAAGGAGUGCAGCACGUUUUACUCCAUCAGGAAGGAGUACAUCCUGGAGGCCGAGCCGGGAGAGGAGCAGGACGCUGAGGCGAACUCGUGGCGUUGGAGAGUUGAGCACAUCAUCUUCAAAGCUUUCCGAACCCUCUUCAGUCCUCCGAAGAACUUCAGCGAGGACGGCACCGUGCUGCAGAUCGCCAACUUACCUGAUCUCUAUAAAGUGUUCGAGAGGUGCUGAUCAUCACAUCGGACUACAUUCAACCAUACAUGCUGCUCCUUUAUACUUGUAACAUUUGUGCUGUAAAUAAACUUUGUAUGAA